AACCUGCAUCCUGCAACAACCGGCAUACAUCACAAAAACCCUUGUUGCGAACCCGAAUUGCAAACAUAGAAUCACAAAACCCUUGUUGUUACAAACAACGAUCGACGCUCGCCGACUAUCGCAUCUAUAAGUAGAUGCUUAGCCCACUAGGGUUUUACAGGAACGCUGCAGCUGCGGAAAAAUAGGAGAGACAAUCAAGGGAUAAUCAAAGAAAAGAGUUCGCCGGCGACAGAGGGUUUGCGAGAGAACCCUACGUCGUCCGCCGGUUUCAUUGUUUUUUUUUUUUUCUUUUUGCGGGUUUCCGCUACGAUUUGCUUGGUCUCUCUCUUUAUUUUCUAAAGCGAUGGCGGAGAAGAAGAGAAAAGAUAGACACGAGAAUGGAGAAGGCAGGAAGAAACGAAAGCAUCCGUUUCCCGGAGCCCUAAAAAAAUCAAAGAAGAACAAGGACGUCGAUAGGAGAAAAAGGAAGGGACCUCACUUGCCGAAUGCGUUGCGGCGGGAGUUGGAUGCUAUGAACCACGCGAACGCUCCGAAAAGCGACGGGGAAGAGAUGGAGUCUGAUGGUUUCGACGUUGCUGGCGACGUGUACGAGUAUGAAGAAGGGGUUCCCCAGGAGGAAUCGAUGAAGAAUCGCCGGUUUGAUCACGUUGAUAACUUCGAGUACGAGUUGCCGGAGCAAUUCGAGGAUGAGAAUGUUGGAUCAGAUGAGGAUGAGAACAAUGAUGAGGAUGAUAGUGAUGAUAACAAUGACAGGCAAGACCACGAAGAAGAUGAGGUUGAAGAGGAAGAUGGAGGCAGGCAUGCAAGAAUGUUGCAAGGAAUCACAGGACUUCCAGUUGAGGCUUUUGAAAGGAAAAAGAGGAAGAAUGAUCUUGUUGUAUCUGAGGCCUAUCUGGAAUCCGAAUAUAAUCCCAGUCGCGAUGUUCUUGAUGGUGAUGGUCGUAUUAGCAUUCAUGACCUUCUGGACCCUCUUCAUGGAAAGUCUGGCUUCAGCAAGCUUAGAAAGAGUAUGCAACGGAUGGAGAAGAAGUCCCAGCCUCUUCAUGCCCCACUUCCAAAGGCAGAUCGUGAGAAGUUGGAGAGAAAAGUAGCAUAUGAACAAUCAAAGAAAAUUAUCACUAAGUGGGAGCCUUUAGUCAAGAGGAAUAGGGAGGCACCGACUCUUUACUUUGAUGAAGACACAAGCUUGGGCUUUUCAACUGUUGGUGCAAUAGCUUCUGAAUUUGAACCUAGAUCUGAGUUUGAGAAAAAAAUUGCUUCUUUAGUCAAUGAUAAUGAGGUUGUUGAAGCUCACAAGAAAGAUGGCGCGAGGCUGUUAGAACUGAACAAGGUAUCCAUAGAAGAUGUAGAGGAGCGCCAAAAUCGUCUUGCCAAAAUGCGUACCCUUCUUUUUCGCCAUGAAUUGAAGGCUAAACGCAUAAAAAAGAUAAAGUCCAAGGCGUACCAUCGUUUACUAAAGAGGGACAGGUUGAAAACAGUAACUGCUGAAAUUGAAAUGGAUCCAGAAGCAGCUAAGGACCUUGCAAUGAAACAAGAGUUCAAAAGGGCUGAGGAGCGCUUGACGCUGAAGCACAAAAAUAGCUCCAAAUGGGCCAAACGUAUUUUAAAGCGUGGUUUGAAUGUCCAAGAUGAAGGAACACGAGCUUCCAUAACUGAGCAACUCCACCAGCAUGCUCUUUUGACUAGAAAAAUGAACUCCGUGAAGGAUAGCAGUAGCUGUGACGACAGCAGUGAUGAGGAUGAUGCUGAUGAUAUUUCUGAUAUUUCAGAUAAGGAUCGUGCAUCGAAAUUAUUGGAGAAAGCAAAAGAGAAGACUCUUGGAGUACUAGAAGAAGAAGAUGAAGUGGCUAAAUCUGGAGUCCUUUCUUUACCUUUUAUGGUCCGGGGGCUGCAAAGGAGAAAAGAGGCAGCUGAUGAAGAAGCCAAGUUAGCUCUAGAAGAGUAUGAAUCAUCGUUGCAGCAGUUAGAUGAUAACAGCAUAGGAAAAAAAAUAAAAACUGAAGGUACUGGUGGUGGUAGACGAAUUUUUGGAGCUUCUAGGAAGCAUGUUGAAGAAAUAGGUAAUAAGGCUAAAGUAGAUAACUAUUAUGGCAAUAGUGAUAGUGAAGACAACUUGGAGGCUAAAGAAGGUGCUGAUAUUGAAAUUGGACAAGAUAGAAGAAACAAUUUCCAGAAGGAUGUUAACAUUGAUCCUGAUUUCCUUCGUGAAGAGUCUCAGAUUGAUCACGAUCAUCUCUUCAAGAGUUUCAAUGAUGUUGUCAAAGACCCAGGACCACGGACAACAUAUGAAGUUGCUAUUUUUGCAUCUGACUCAUGGAAGAAGAUGCCCAAAAAACAUAAUGAGCAGAUCAAAAGUGAAAAGAAAUUAGAUGCGAAUAUGAACUCUUCAGAGGUUGAGAAACCGGCUUUGCGUGAUCAAGAUGUAGAGGAAGAAGAGAAUGACAGUGAUUCAGGCAGUGACAUGAUGGUGGAUGGGGUUUUGUCCUCUGGCACCAAGUCAACUUAUGAGCUUCCGUCACAAACUGAUUUAAUACGACGUGCUUUUGCUGGGGAUGAUGUGGAAGAUGAUUUUGAGAAGGAUAAACAGGAAGUAUUGAAUGAAGAAAAUCCUGAACCAGAGAAGCCUGUUUUACUUCCUGGCUGGGGUCAGUGGACGCAUAUACAGAAAAAGAAAGGUCUACCUUCUUGGAUGCUGGAAGAACACGAGAAUGCCAAGAAGAAGAGGGAUGAAGCUCUGAAGAAGAGGAAGGAUGGACGUCUUAAGCAUGUGAUCAUCUCUGAGAAAUUGGACAAGAAGGCUGAGAAGCUACAUACAAAGACGUUGCCCUACCCAUAUACAUCUCAGGACGUGUUUGAACAGAGCAUCCGAAUGCCUAUUGGACCUGAAUUCAACCCAGUAACAGCAGUUGGAGCUCUUAACCGUCCAGAAGUGGUCAAGAAAACUGGAGUGAUCAUAAAACCAAUCAAAUUUGAGGAUGUGAAUCCCUAUGAAAGAGAGGAGCGCAGUAAGCGGAGUGGACAAAAGCAGAAGAAAGGCAGUGGCAGAUCUGUAAGAAGUGCAAACGCCGAUGGGGUUAAAGUCAAGUGACCGAAUUUUGGGUCGUUAGAAUUGAAUUUUUGUUUUGCAGUUCUGGGGGCAGGGGGUAUUGAAGCCUCAAGCGGGAGGACCAUUUUUUUUUUUUUUGUUGGUUUUGGGGGGGGGGGG
Diospyros lotus (date-plum) is the source of this 3205-nucleotide messenger RNA. RefSeq lists its product as uncharacterized. Lineage: Eukaryota; Viridiplantae; Streptophyta; Magnoliopsida; Ericales; Ebenaceae. The record is from RefSeq and is a predicted model, not a curated record. Bases 344 to 3088 code for a protein of 914 amino acids. The transcript is spliced from 13 exons. Gene Ontology annotation, cellular component: nucleolus; small-subunit processome. Gene Ontology annotation, biological process: rRNA processing.